AUGAGUUCUGUCAACUCGGCAACUGUUCUCCUGAACAGGGUGUUGUCACUCAAAGAGGCAUCGCCACUGCUGCUCGUGCUGGAUUCUGUCAUCCAGUCAAGUUACUUCUUCCAGCAAGAGCUCAUACACAAGGCCAAGAGCGAAUCCGUUCCUAUCACAUACUUAUCCUUCGAGACCCUCGAUCGACCCGAAGUGGACGAGCUAGUGCUUUGUGACGAAUUGUCUCCCGAGCAGAUUAUUGCUAAAGUUGGCAAGAGUACGAAACAGCUAGUGAUAAUCGACUCGAUCAACUAUAUUCCUGAGAAUCAGCUCAACAAUUUUCUGCGUGGAAUAAUCUCGCCCACCACAGUCGUCUGUGCAACUUACCAUACUUCAAUUCCACAGGUGUCGGUGCCUGGUUGCCAGAACAUGCCUACCGCCAUCCAAAGGCUACUGUUCAUGGCAACAACAGUUUUCGAGCUAAGGCCUGCAAACUCGUCACUCACAGACGAUGAACUGGAAGUUGCGUCUCACAAGUUAGAGAUUCCUAUUGGAAUAGCAAACAAGCCAAUUUUCGAGGCCAAGAUGAUCUACAGAAGAAAAUCUGGCCGCGCUUUGGAGUACGCAUUUACUAUAGACACACUGACUCACGAAUAUCAGGUUAAGCAGCAAAACGUUGCCGAAGGAGACGACGCUGAGCUGCUGGAAAAUCUCACAACUUUCAACUUGACCACCACACAAAAACAGAAGCUGGCCCGCGAGCAAGUGGACCUUCCAUUCUUGCAGGCUCAGCAGUCUUUGGGAGCCGUGGGAGGCGCCAUUGUGUACGAGUUUGAGAAAGACGACGACUAUGACGAGGAUGAUCCGUACGAGGAUCCAUUUUAG
This is a messenger RNA of Ogataea angusta, 864 nucleotides long. RefSeq lists its product as uncharacterized. Gene Ontology annotation, biological process: tRNA wobble uridine modification. The transcript has a single exon. Bases 1 to 864 code for a protein of 287 amino acids. The record is from RefSeq and is a predicted model, not a curated record. NCBI's taxonomy places the organism in Eukaryota, Fungi, Ascomycota, Pichiomycetes, Pichiales, Pichiaceae. Gene Ontology annotation, cellular component: elongator holoenzyme complex; nucleus; cytosol. Gene Ontology annotation, molecular function: tRNA binding.